Messenger RNA from Conger conger (European conger), 14093 nucleotides. RefSeq names its product trinucleotide repeat containing 18 (gene tnrc18). The record is from RefSeq and is a predicted model, not a curated record. The coding region runs from base 447 to 9446 and encodes 2999 amino acids. The transcript has 30 exons. Gene Ontology annotation, molecular function: chromatin binding. NCBI's taxonomy places the organism in Eukaryota, Metazoa, Chordata, Actinopteri, Anguilliformes, Congridae.
UACUAGGGACUUCCCCCCCCAAGGUUAGUUUACAGUGCAUCUACGGAUGGUCUGUAUAUUAUGGAGUAUUUGAAAUGUUUCUGCAAACUUCUGGAUUAAUGGAUUUUUUUUAAGUGGGACUCCAUCGCCAGUAAGGACUCUGUUUUUAGUAGGGGAGUUCAUUUGUAAAGGAUUACAUAUGAACAAUUGAGCAGCAAUCUAUAUUUCUAAGCCUAGUUCAGAAAGUUUCUCAGGCAGAAGUCAUGCUGUGUAAAACGGAAUUUCAGAAGCGGGUUUCCUAAACCCCAAAUCCAGCAUUCUUACCAUCCGAAGAUUGUACAAAGCAUUGUCAGCAGAAUGCCUGAUAAGGAUGAAGAUUUUCACGGAAAAAUAAGGACUGUAUAACAGCCUGGCUAUCUUGGAAUUUCUGGUUGGACAGUUUCUUAUACCAGUUUUAUCCGUUUUGGAUGAUGGAUGGCCGAGAUUUCGGUCCCCCCAGAUCCGUUCAUGUACCCUCGCCUUUGCUGUCGGGGCUGGCUAUGGAGUCACACCGACUCGGAGCAGCCGCUGCUGCCGGGAGAAUACCUCCAUCCCCAGGCCAUUUGGGUACGGGGCACCCGCCACCGCUCCAUACUGGAAAAUAUUUGUCACCGGCCAUUAAUCUCCACUCUCAUCACGGCGAUGCCUUCCCAGGGGCCUCCAGUCCGUUUCUCAGCGGCUAUGUGAGCUCCGCCACCCCUCACAGCAGCCCAGCCCCCCUGACCUCCGACCCCUCCUUCAGAGCCCCCACCCCCUCCAACCUGCAGAUGGCGCAGCUGUGGGCAUCCCAUCCGCACGAGGGUUACCCCCACCUGCCCAGCAGCCUGUACCCCAGCCCCUACAUUCCACUGGCCCACAUGGAGCACCCCAGCAGCGGAAGCCCCCUCCUGGCCCAGCUGAGCCAGCACGCGCUCUUCGAUUCCCACAAAGAAGGUUUUUACCUCCCGGGCCCUGCUGCUCAGUCGGCCUUGCACUCCCAGACCCACCUCCCCAGGACCCCCACUGCCCACGUGCCCAGCGUCCUCUCCAGGGAAAAGGAGACCCCACCCCAUUCCAGGGCACCCAAGGAUUCCUCCAGGGAAACCAGCAGGGACAAACCGUACAAGAGUGAACAUGCCCACCCCGUCUCUCGCAGGGACAGGGACAGGGACAGAGAGAGAGACCGAGACAGGGACCGAUACGGGGACAGAGACCGGCCUAAAGAGGAACCCCGGCCCCACAGUGUGGUGGACCUCACGCACGAGGUGAAGGUGGAGGGCGAGCGGAAGCAGGCCGGCUCAGACCGGCUCUUCAAGAGCAGGGAGCACACGGCGCCAUUCCACCGCGAGCAUUCGCCCAGCCCGGCGGGCGCAGAACCAAAGUCCAAGAACCCUCUGCAGACCUCCUCACUCAGCAACUGCAUCAGUGGCGGCGGCGGCGGGCCCUCACUGAGGUACGAGGGCACGGAGCAGGAGAGGUAUGCCAGAGACUUUGGUCACCACGAUGAAAACAUUCGGCCAGGGACCCACAUACACACGGACAAGUUGAAAAAAUGUGACUCUGUUGUGACGUCAGUCGGCACUUUACAUGUCUCCUGUAGCUGCACCUCCCCACACAGUUGCUCCUCGCAGCUCCCCCCCAGACUGGUCUCCUCCGGCGCGUACAAUCCUUCUCACCACUUGCCAUCCAGCUUGUACCCCGUCUACUCCGCGGCGAAGGAGCCUGGGAAGGAACACAAAGUGAUCGCGCCCACAUUUGUGCCUUCUGUUGAAGUUUAUGACGAGAGAAAUGGGCCGAUACAGAUCGCUUCGCAGGCUCGAGAUGACAAAAACAGGGAAAAAGACGGUCACCGGUCAGGCGGGCUGCAGGUUGGGAGCGAGAGGACUCUGUUGGACCAUGCGUGGCCGCCUCACGUGCACGAGUCUCCGUCCCACGGGGACCUGAAGAGAGCAGACCUGUUCAGGGAAGAGGGCUCCGUUAUCAGGUCAAACUCUUUGGCCAUGAAGCGAGCUCCGCCCCCCGAAAUGUACGUCAGCAAAUCGGGCCACAGCCCUGACUCCAGAGACUUUCUCUUAAGCAGCAACACGUCCAAAGAAAUGAUAAAAAUGGGGCUGGAGGCUGAAUCCCGCGGCCAGGAACAAGACCGGAUUCAGAGAGCUUCUGCGAGGGACGCCUGCAGAAUGUACAACGGGGUGGACCCUGCCAGGAUCCACAUGGAGCAGCACCCGCUGAAGUGCUCUGCCCCUCCCGCUGAGCCCAAAUGGAAGCCUUUCCAAAUGGGUAACUAUGCCACCAGCCACAUGGCAGCUCUGGUGGCUCAGCGCGGCCCCGGAGGCAGGGCCGAGGAGGACGGGAAGGGCCUGUUUCUGGACUCCUCCGGUCUCCACAGGCCGGCAGGUGGGGGACCCUCCAGGGGCGGCAGCGAGGGUCUUCACUCGGGGGCCCACGGGGAGGUCUCCGCCAUGCAGAGCCUCAUAAAGUACAGCGGAAACUUCACCAAGGAGUCGUCCUCCAAGCACAGCUCGGGUGUCCGGAGCCCCUUCGGCGGCCUGGGUAACAUGAAGCUCGACGGCGGUCAGCCCGGGGCGCCCAAAGUGCAGCACCUUCCACCCCAGCAGCCUGGGAAACAACUGAAGAGGGACCCUGAGCGCCCAGAGAGCACCAAGUCUUUCGGCCGGGAGAGCAUCGGCCCCCAAGGGGAGGUGGAGGUCCGACAUCCGCCGGUUGGGAUCGCCGUCGCCGUGGCGCGUCAGAGGGACAGCGGCAGUAAGCCCAGCUCCAGCCUCAGCGACAGGGACAGACCCCUCCCCCUGGGAAGCAUCAAAGGCCCGGGCCGCUCGGAGGAGGACCGCAGGGACGACCGCAGCCACCACCGGGAGGACCGUCUGCUGCCGGGCCGUCUGGAGCGCGAGCAGGAGAAGCUUCUGCGGGAGAAUAAGGAGUUGGCGGACCUGACUCAGAUGCACCCGCCCAUGGGGCCCUCCAGUGGUCUGAACCCUAAUCUGAUGGUGACCGGUGGGCCCGUCCUCACGGCCUCUGGGCGAUGGCCCACUGACCACCCACCCCAGCUGCCCCCGCACCACUGGAUGCCCCGCGCAGGCAACCCGUCCAUGUGGCUCCCCGGUUCCCCCUACGGGCUCAGUCACUCCUCCCUCCAUCAAGGCCUGCCCCCAGGGUACCCCCCUCCCAUCCCCGGCUCCAUCCCAACACCUUACCACUUCGCCCGGGACCCCCAGUCAGGACAGCUGCUGGUCAUUCCUACAGAGCACCUCCCGCAUUUUGCGGCCGACCUGAUGGACCGCGGGCCCCCGAUGUGGCCGGCGAUGUACCCUCCGGCAGGCAGCUCCCUGCAGCAUGCCCACCAGCUGCAGAUCCUCUCUCACCAGCAGCUGCUGCGCCAACAGGAGCUCUAUAUGAUCCAGCAGCAGGCUGCCCAGGUCAUGGAGCUGCAGAGGAGCGCCCAGCUGGUGGAGCGGUUAAAGGUGAAUGAACAGAGAGCAGAGCUGGAAGACAAACCUGCCAAGAGAAGCAGUGAAGGUGCCAAGCACAGUCUCCUGGCCACCCCUGCUGCAGCCUUGCAUUCCCAAAAACCGCCCUCCCGGUCCCCUACGCCCUCCACUUCCUACGCCAAGGCCCUGACACCACUGCCUAUCACACCUCAACCCUCGCCGGGCACCACCCUCAAGUUGGAGAGCCAGCAGAAGGCGGAGUCUCUGAUGGCCCGGCCGUCCUACUCCCACUCCUCCACCCCUCCUCCACAUGCCCCCAGCCCCGCGUCCGCCUUGCCCCCACCGCCCCCACCCAUGCCUCCCAAAGAGGAGUCUGUGGAAGACAUGGAGAAGAAGCUGGAUAUACAAAACCAGGCUCCCGCACCCUUCCGAGACAUUCCUCCUGGCUACCCCUACCAAUCGAUAACAGCUCCGUUCGGCAGUCACUACCCGUACCUCCUCCAGCCGGCGGCGGCGGCUGAUGCCGACGGCCUGGCGCCCGCCGUGCCGCUGCCCGCUGAGGCCUCGGAGCUCUCGGACCCGGCGGACGUCAAAGCGGUGCGCCUGCUCUCCCCCGCCGUGGCCCAGCUUCCCCAGACCCCCGGGGCCGAGCGGCUGGUGGAGGACAGAGCUGUGCUCAAGGAGGAACCGGGCCUGAAGGACAGCAAGCAGGUCCUCAGCCAGCCCAGCCUGGGGCCUCUGCACCCUGCCAUGGCUCUGCCACCAAUCAUUAGCCAGGGCCACCAUGUGAUAGCUGAACCAGAGAACCACUCCACCGGUGAGAUUCUGCACACAGACGCACAGGCAGAGGAGGAGGAGGAGGAGCAGGGAAAGGAAGAUGGAGGGAAGGUGAAACUAGAAGAACUGUCCGUCCAAACCUGCCAAGCUUCGCAGCGAGUGUCUGAAUCGGUCUCGGAGAUGUUGCCGGAGGAGGAGGCUGGGGAAGGCACGCCCUGCACCUCAGACGGGGUCGUUGACACCCCCACACACUACAGCGAACCCCAAGUUCAAGUUCUCAGCAUGCUGCAGCCAGAAGAGACCCCGUCUCCACCCAGUGAAGCUGAUCCGGAGCGCGAGGCGUCGGAGCUGGUGGUGGAGCGCUCAGACGUGACCGAGCCGCUCUGCGAGACUCAGCCCUUCGCUCCCCUCGCUCUGGGCAGCCUGCCUCCCCUGGGCCCAAUAGACAUCCAGCCUGAGGACCCCAUGGCCGGCAUGAUGGCUCUGGUGACGGCCAGCGAGCUGCCCCAGGCCUGCUCGCUGCUGGCCCUCCCACCAGGAGCCCUUGGUACGGCCCCGCACUGCUCCACCAGCUUCUUCCCCCUGGAGACGGCUGCCCUCGAGGGGAUCGCCCUGCUGAGUGAAAUCGCUGAGCUGGAACUGCAGAGGCGCCACGAUGAGAUGCAGUGGGCAGCACACUGCGGGCUGGAGAGCCUGCUGCUGGCUGGCAGGCAGGUGCUGUUGGAGGCGAUAGACAGCGCACCAGCCGUCACCAUCCGUCUCCCACGAGAACUCGACCCCAACAAGAAGUACAGCUGGAUGCAGAAGAAGGACGACUCGCUGUUCUCCAUGAAGUCGUCCAUGGACAGGAUGAACACCAUGGAGGUGGACUACCGCAUGAGGCUGGCUGAGUUGCAGAGGAGGUACAAGGACAAGCAGAGGGAGCUGGGGAAACUCCAGAGAAGGCGGGAGUCUGAGGAGAAGCUGGAGGAGAAGAAUAGGAGUUUAUCUCGCAGAGGUCCAGGAAGGCCCAGGAAGAGGAAACACAGCGUUUGCAUUUUUUCACCACCUGUUGGAAAACUGGACCCUAAGUGUGGAAAGUUUGGCAGGAGUGGGCUCCUGUCCGAAGACUCUGAGACUGGUGAAGGGGCGAGGAAGCGUUUUCGGGGACCCAAUCCUGACGACGAUGAUGAGAUGGACAGGGAUGGACUUGUGAAAGUAAAGAGAAAAAGCAAGGGCUGGAAUGAGAAUGAGGCAUCCUCAAGUUAUCUUCCACAAAUGCAGAUGAAAAACCCCAAAAGGAAAAAAGUGAGUGAACAAGAGCAGUUGGCGAGCAAGCUGGACAAGGCCUUGUCUCUCACCAAACUGGGUAAACUCCACAAGCCCCCUUUUAAGUUUGCAGAUGAACCCUCAGGGAAAUCCAAAGCCAGCUCCGGGAGCUGCAGCAAGCUGCUCAUGCUCCACGAAGUGGGGAUGAAAGGCAAGGAAGGCACAAAGAGCCACACCAAAGGCCUCAGCCUCUUCCAGAAGCCUUCCACAGGAGGUAAAAACAAAAUGGCAGCUAAAACAAAGAACAUGGAGCCCUGUCUAAAGGUGAAAGGUCAGCUGAAGCCAUCAUACUCCCCUGCACGGUCUGAAUUGAGCAGCUACUCCUACAAUACGGACUCGGAGGAGGAGGACGCGUUGAUGAAAGACGGCUGGCCCCCACGCUCGAUGCUGGGCAGGGCGGGGUUGCGGGUGCGGGGGCCCAGCCUGUGCAGCGCGGCGUCGAAGAAGGGCCGCCCGUCGCCGAAGAGGGGCGCGGCGUCCGGAACGCUGGUCUCCAAACAGGCACUCGUCAAGACCAAACACAAGCACUUUGCCUUACUGCUGCAGGAGGCAGAGGCCCGCUCGUCCUUCAGUGACUCCUCUGAGGACUCAUUCCAUCAAGAUUUCUCAACGGACGACGACGAUGAUGAUGAUGAUGAUGACUAUGAGGAGGAGUAUGACUGUGAGCUGUAUGCCAGCGAUGGGCCCUGCCUGGAAGAGAGUGGAUUGGGUCUCCUGGCACGGUUUGCAGCCAGUGCAAUGCCCAGUCCUAUGGUCUCCCCUCCUCUCUCCAUCAGCCAACAGAAAGCCAAGAAAAAGGAUGAAAGGCAAAGCUUUCUGGGUGCAGAGUUUGAGUUCACGGACUCGGAGAGCGACGUCAAGUUCAGGAAGAAGUUCCCGUCGUUGCUCCAUGGGAAGCGGUCCGCUCCGGAGCUCCCCCUGCUGCCCCCGGUGAGCGUCCUCCGGGAGGACUCCAGCCCCGGCCGGCCCAAGACGAGCGAGCGCGGGCGGAGGCCCAGGAAGGCGCGGUCGCCCCGGGAGUUCAGCUUCGACGUGGGGCUGGAGCCCAGCGACGAGGAGCGCUGGACACGCAGGAGGAGCGAGCGCAUCUUCCUCCACGACGCCGCCACCGCCGCCACGCCCGCCUCCCCUCCGCCCAAGAGCCCCCCCGACCUCGCGCCCAAACCCAUCCGCUGCCCCAAGGCCCCGCUGCACGCCCCCAAGAAGGAGGUCGCCAAAGCCAAGGAGGUGAAAGACAUCGGCAAGAAGAAGAAGAGUAAAGAGAGCCCCCUGAGUCUGCCUUCCCCCCUGCUCUCCAGCCCCUCAGAGAGCUGCGUGGCUCUGUCCUGUUCCCCACUCGGCCCAGCACGCAGGAUCAAGGCCAAGGCCAAACCUAGAGAAGUGAAAAAAGAGGUUCGCGGGAAGGGAGGGGCGGUCAGUAAGCUCAUGGAGAGCAUGGCUGCUGAUGAGGACUUUGAGCCCAGCCAGGACAGCAGCUUCUCUGAGGACGAGAGCAUCCCACUGAGUACCCCGCCUGACCGGCCCUGCACGCCCGCCCCACGGAACUGUGUGAUCGACAAGGAUGAGCUGAAGGAUGGCCUGCGGGUCCUCAUUCCCAUGGAUGACAAACUGCUGUACGCUGGCCACGUCAACACCGUCCACUCCCCAGACAUAUACAGAGUGCUGGUGGAGGGGGAGCGAGGAAACAGGCCUCACAUCUACUGCCUGGAGCAGCUGCUGCAGGAAGCUAUUAUCGACGUGAAGCCUCCUUCGGUCAGGUACCUCCCAGAAGGCACCAGGAUCGCAGCCUACUGGAGCCAGCAGUACCGGUGCCUGUAUCCAGGGACUGUGGUCAGAGGAAAUCCUGAUGUAGACAUGGACGAUGACUUAAUAGCAGUGGAGUUUGACGAUGGAGACACGGGCAGAAUUCCCCUGUCACACAUUCGACUGCUCCCUCCCGACUACAAGAUCCAGUGUGCUGAACCCUCUCCAGCUCUUCUUGUACCCAGCACAAAGAAACGUGGUAGGAGACCCAGUAAGGAUGUUGCUAAUAACAAGGAGGUGUGCACCCAGACCCCAAAACAACCCGUUCAAAAAAGGGGAAGAAAACCCAAGCCUAAACCAGUGCCUGAAUCUGUCCCAGAAGAUCACAAGCAGGUGGAAGUGUCUGUCUUUCCCGAGACCACAGACAGGCCUCUGUCCUCCAGGGGACCAGGAACCAGGCCCGGCAGAAAAUGCCAGCAGGCUAGCACAGCCAGCUCUUCUGUCCCAGUGUCUAAUGAACUGCAGAAGAAAGCUGCCAAGGCUCCAGCCAAAGUGAGCUCCCAGCUACAGGCACCCUACACAUCUGCCCUUUAUGGAAAAGUCCUGUCAGUGGAUCUCUACAAGGACCUGUCAUUUCCCCUGGGCUCAUUUCUGCCUAGUGACAGUAGUAGCCAAGGAAAAGUCAAGUUGGUCAAGAAGGGAAGGAAGAGCGAGGAGCACCAGGAGGCAAAGGGGUCCAUCACAAAGAUGCAGAGGAAGCAACCUGAGUCUGAGAUGCUCAUCAAGCUGGACCAUGAGGGUGUGAUGUCCCCUAAGACCAAGAAAACAAAAGCCCUGAUGAUGAUGGAGGACCAGAGCCUUUCCAAACGGGAAAGCAAGCCAGUGCUGGGCAUGGCGUAUGCCCCUGUACUACCAGCUGAACCUAAACCGAAGGCACCCAAGGCCAAAGCUUCAGAGAAGAAGGAGGAAAGUUCUAAGGCUGGUGCAGUGUCCACCUACAGCAUCGGAAUACUGGGCAGCAGUGGGGAUGGGAUAGUGAAGGUUAAGGAGCCUAAGGCGAAUGAGGAAGAGGAGUCCAACUGCACCAGCAGUAGCUGCACCUCAGAGUCCGAUGGAGAGGAAGAAGAGCAGGUGCAGGAGAAGGAGAAACAAGAGGGAGAUCCAUCCACCAGCUCCAGGACCUCCAGUCCAGUCUCUUCCAACUCCUCCAGCUCCUCUACCAGCAGCUCUUCAUCAUCCUCAUCUUCCUCAUCCUCUGGCUCCAGCUCUUCCUCGUCAUCCUCCUCUUCUUCCUCCACCACAACAGACGAAGACUCAUCCUGCAGUUCGGACGAGGAGGCCUCUAUUGCUGCCCAGUCGUCUCCCACAGCCCCCCAGACUCCGCCCCAGGCAGAGGAGCCGCAGUCCAGCCAGUCAGCGGCCCAGGACCCCCCGCUGUCCCCAGCCAAGAGCCAGAAGCUUCCACAGCAACAGCAGAAACAACAGAAACAGCAGCAGGGCAAGAACCGGCCGAAGAAACGAGAGGGCAUCCACCUGCCCACCACCAAGGAGCUGGCUAAGCGGCAGAGGCUACCCUCGGUGGAGAACAGGCCCAAGAUCGCUGCCUUUCUCCCAGCAAGGCAGCUUUGGAAAUGGUUUGGAAAACCCACACAGAGGCGGGGAAUGAAAGGAAAGGCUAAGAAGCUUUUCUACAAAGCCAUUAUGCGUGGGAAGGAGAUGAUCCGCAUUGGAGACUGUGCUGUGUUCCUCUCUGCCGGCCGACCCAACCUGCCAUACAUUGGCCGCAUCCAGAGCAUGUGGGAGUCCUGGGGAAACAACAUGGUGGUCAGGGUGAAGUGGUUCUACCACCCUGAGGAAACCAACCCAGGGAAGAAGCUUCAUGAUGGAAAGGUCUGGGACCAGAAAUCUGCAAGGGGGCUCCCAGCCGCUCUACAGCUCUCAAAUCAGAGGAAGGAUUUUAUGGAGCGUGCCCUAUACCAGUCCUCUCACAUUGACGAAAACGACGUACAGACAGUCUCUCACAAGUGUCUGGUGGUCAGUCUGGAACAGUAUGAACAAAUGAUUAAAACCAAGAAGUACCAGGACAGCGAGGAUCUGUACUACCUUGCUGGGACCUAUGAGCCAACCACUGGGAUGAUCUUCAACACAGACGGAGUUCCCAUCAUCUGCUGAAUAUGCCCCGUCACCCUGAAUGCCCCAGCUCCAAUCUUCACCACAGCUGAUAGACUGUCUAUCGUCAGGAGUAGGAGUGUAGUGUUGGCUGCAGGGAAGAGAUGAGCCUUGUCAAGUAACAAUGCGAUUUCUGCUCAAGGACACAACUGACUUUGAAGCCUUGCUAAGGCUUGUUGGCCAAUGCAGUGAAAGGGAAUAUCAUUAUGGAUGUGGAGUGGAAGUGCUGCAUAAGGCUCCUUCACAGAAAGUGAAUCCUUGGCUGCUUUGGACUGGAUGACAUUUUAAGGUGUCUCUAGAACUGUUAGUCCCCACAUCACCCAGAUAUUUAGAAAUUAUUUGACUGAGUGAAAGUGAAGUCAAAAGCAGCUCACAGUAUGUAUGUAUGUGUGCAUGUGUGUCUAUAUAUGAAUAUAUAUAGAACUGUGUGUCCUUGGAGGCAUGAUGACGACAUGUUGAUGACAAAUUGCAGCCUUUGGAAAGGUAAAUCAGUGGACUUGUCAAGGAGGACAUUUUAACCAGUUCAUGGAGUGAAUAAGACUUUGAUCAUUAGUAUCCAGCUCUAAGGAAGCGUGGGAGGAGAGAUGCCAUCCUCAUUCCUUCAUUCCCUGGGCAUGCUGGGAUUGUGGCAGUGGCGUGUGAAAGUUGAAGCAGUGGGGGAAAAGUGUCACAAACAUCUGUGAGGCAAAGCACAUCUAUACAGCUGAGGCCCUGUUUUGUCUGAGAGAUGUAGCGCAGCGCCCACCCUAGACACCACCACCAGCAACCUAAACCUAAAUCAGAGAUGACGCCUCUUAGGAGGAUUUGCACAUCUUGGAGGCCAGAGGUUACCUCAUAAUGAUCCUCUGGCUUUUUGGAGCCUAGCAUCCAACCUAUGGAACGAUUUACCAGACAUGACAAUGCAUGUUAAACUGAGAAAUCAUCAUCUUUAACAUCAUCAUUGUCAUCAUUUUACCUUCUGCAAAUAAAUUCAUGGUGUUUUAAAGAAAGAAGUCUUUUGACAAAAACGACAGAUGUGCCCCUGUCAUAAUUCACUGAUCCUCUGCCACUGACCAGACAAUAGCAUCAGCAAUGCCUAUCAAUGACACUAAUCUUGAGAUUUGAGGACAGCCAGAGACUCAAUUCAAGCACUUUGAAAGGAACCACUUCUAUCACACAUGAACACUGGAGCAGGCCAAAUGUUUUUGAACUCUGCAAGAGAUUGGUCUGCUUGGUUUCUUCAGUUUGUUUCCUUGGAAAGGUUAGCACAUGCUUUCAACUGUGCAAACCCCAGAAAAAGGAAGGAAAUAAACUUGCCAGCAUAUUCAUUAUGAUUUAUAUUCCUUAAGACAUAAGAGGAACAUGACCUUUUGUGAGUCAGGUUGAACUGGAGUUGAAGGGAUCCUAAUAUUUUGUAUAUACUACAUAUAAAGAUAUACAUUGUAUUGUUUUAAUUUCAUGUACUAUAUUGUUACAAAAACUUUUUAAAAAGAAAAGCUUUAUAAAACUGUGAAUAAUAUCUGAAGAAAAAAAAUCAGGAAACCUAAAGAUGAGGAUGUUGCUUAAUCUUGUUGCUGGAUCUUAACUCGACAGCACACAAUAUGUAUAAAUAAUUGUAUUACAGGACAGAAUACAGGGGAAAUGUGUUCUAUUACUUAACAGUAUUUAGCAGCUACUUUGAGAGACAAGAAUGUACAACAGAAAGCACUUAUCCACUGCCCAAGGCCUUGAGUAGAAGACAAUUCUUAAAACUGUUAAGACAAUCUAGAGCAAGGAUGUGAUUUGCAGGUAUUUUACCUUUUACUUUGUCAAAGCAGGUAUGAGUAGGAUGGUAUUCACAUUUAAAGUGCCAUCUUUCCUGUAUUCACUACCAUGUAUGGUUCACGCCACUGCAGGGGUGAGACACUUUUGUGACUUUUAACUCUGCGGCACCUUGUUCUGCUUCGGUCAUACACAGAUUGUUUCCUUCCCCAUUAGACAACCAGAGACAUGCAGCCAAACAUUUUAUUCUCUUGUGGGGAAAAAAGCACUUUCAUAAAAAACAGCCCAAGAACAAAAUAAAUUACCAGAAUGAAAGGUCGGAAACUUUGAUGCAUGAAAUUGAGAGGGACUGAAGUGUCCCAUCAUAUUACAAUGUAAUGUUUAGCUGCCUUUCUACCUGCGCAUAUUGUAUAGCACUUAUAGGGAUUUCCUAGAUUUUCCAUAUUACUUAUGGUAAUUAUAACAUAUGCCUAUGUUAAAGCCUUUAUUUCAUGCUUAGAAAGUAUUCUCUAAUUUGAAAGACUGAUCUUGUGUCUUUCUGUGAAAGUCCACUUUGAUGUAGCUCAUUGUAAAUAUGGCCCUUUACCUAAUGUAUUGUAAUCCAAAGAAAGCACCAUUCAUCCCCAGAGCCUCUUGUCAUUUCUAUACUACUGCUGGGAGCCAGUUUCUUUUGUUGCUGCACUUCCAAUCAAGACCAAUCAAAUGCCCUUAACUCCAAACUAUUUUUUGGUUUGUUUUUCUUUGCCACCAUGAUGUAUAGAGUUUUAAUUAAUGUGCUUUGCUUUAUAUGUGCCUGAUAUUACCUAAUGCAUGUAUGUUUAUUUCAUUAUACCAUUGUAAUAAUAGUCAAUAGAUUUAUUUUUUAUAAACAAUUUUGAAUGACUUUUAUCGAGGCUAUUUAGUUAGUGAAAAGAAAUGUAGGCAUAGAAAUAUAAAAUGUGAACUCUGACAAAAAUAAUUAUAAUUGCCAUCCCAGUAAUCAAGAAUUUGAACUGGCAGGUCAAUUUUGCAAACUUAAUAUGUGAGAUUAUUAAAGUGACAUGACAAAUUAGGACAAUACUUGCAUCAGCAUUAGUAAAUGUCAUUUGCAUCAAGUUAAAUAUGUCAUAAACUCAGAUUUUUUUUUUUUAGAUGAAUUUCUAAAAUGCCAGACAUUUGUAUUUAGUACAUUUUCUCUAGAAGGACCAUUUCACAUUUUGAUUAAUGCUAUUUAUAAAUUUGCCUCUCUCCUAUUUGAAACUCAUCAGACUGACAGUUAUGGUAUUAAUCCUAAUGCUGUUUACAUUGCUUUAUUUAAAUGUUUAUUUUUUAAAACAGUUACGGUUUAGACAUGUUUUUGGCCCCUUAUGAUUCACCUUGCCUUUGUCUUUUGAUUCAUGAGGCCAUCCUAUAGGAAUAUGUGCAUUCAGGCACAUUCUUUUUCAUUUGAGCUGAUGUGUCUCUAAAAUAUGGAUAAAAUACAAUUUUAUAUAAAUAUUAUUUAAGUGUUAGUGUCCAACUCUAAAUAUAUCAGUCGGCAUAUUUUCCAACAUAUUUUUCUUGUAACAUUGUCCAAGUUCAAAGCCUUAUAUUUUAAUUGAUAUGUAAGUGCCCCUAAAAUUAUAUUUAUUCACAACUUGAUAAAUGUAACUCCCUAGUAUAUUGGGUGUGGUUUAAUUAGGCAUACAAUUAUGCUACAGAUUAACGGUAUGACUGCAGACUGAGCUCCACGUUUCUUGUGUUUAAGGAAUGUGUUUUAAUACCUAGUUACUGUAGCUAAUUUUCCUGUUUCUCCAUCACCUUGUCUCCUUGAGCUUGGUUGUACAAUAAGACGCACGACUGAAUGUGGAUGUAUCCAAAGCUUCUCUCCCUUAAUGCUCGCCUCAGAAUCUCACUGCAGCCGCUCACCGUGUAGAGUCUUGCUGUACGUUUAAUACAGUUUUUUGUGGAGGACCCGACUAGCCACUCAUUUUAAAUGACCACGAGAGCUGAAAUGAUUGUACUGUAGGCCACAUAAUUAUCUUCACGAGGGUGGAAAAGACCAGAAGAGACCAGGGUCACCAUAUUGGCCAAACAAGCAUCUUCAGGUUGAUAAACUCACAAAAAAUAUUUUAGUUGUCCAUAUGUGAGUCUUAGAAAAAUACUUGAAAUGCAGAUAUGUAUGACAGUCUGUGGCUUACAUUCUACCAGUAUAACUUUGUGACUCCAAAUAUUUUAUUUGUGAUGUACUGUGGAGGUUUAUUCACUACUUAUCAUGUCCAUACUACCAUACAGUAUCACAGAAAGCUUGAAAUGUGUAUUUUGUGCAUACUGUCUGUAUGACUGGAUGUAUUUGGAUUUUUGGAAGUGUAUUUUAAGUUAGUACGCGGUCUUAUAUUCAUUUUAAUUUUGGUACCCAUUUCCCCCCCUAACUGUAAUGUAACAGUCCCACUCUGAUUAUUGUGCAAUACUGCUGAUGGAGUCCUCUGAGGUAGCUGCUAGUGGGGAUGCAAUGCAUGGAGAUAGAGGAGAAAGAAGAAUGUGUAAAUGAGUGCAGACUGGAGGCUGGUCCCUCGCUGGUCUUUGCUCCAUCGUUCCUUCACCAUCGAUAAGGUCCUGUGUUACGAGCUGUUACAAAUUAUUACAAAAGAAGCAUAUUUUGGAAUUUUAAGAGCAUCAGUGUUUUGUAAAUGAUCUUAUUUCGGGGGAGGGUGAUAUGUGCUAUGAAUAUCUUUGUAUAAACUGUUAAUCAUGUAAAAAAAAGAAAAUUGAAAAAAAAUUGGAAAAAAAUGAAAGAAAAAAAUUACAGGGCUGUGUGGCUCAUGUGUAAAAUUCAUGUAAGUGGAACUUUUUUUAAUGGAUACUACAGUUUUACAAUGUGUUCCUUUUAAAGCAUUUUAGUAACUCAAGAUUUUAUAGUUUAUCCAUCAAUAAACUGAAAGAAAAUCCUCA